GAGCCGAGGCGCCGGCAGCAUCGCCGGGCGGAAGGGCAGCCCGCAGCAUGUCGCCGCUCCGCGUCUGCAUCGUGGGCUCGGGGAACUGGGGAUCAGCCAUAGCAAGAAUCAUUGGCAAAAAUGUCCAGAAGUCCAACAGAUUUGAUCCUACUGUCAAGAUGUGGGUAUUUGAAGAGAUCAUCAAUGGAAGAAAACUCUCAGAAAUAAUCAACCAGGAACACGAAAAUGUUAAAUACCUGCCUGGAUACAAGAUACCUAAAAAUGUGGUAGCUGUACCAGAUGUGGUCGAAGCAACAAACGGGGCAGAUAUUUUAGUGUUUGUUCUGCCACAUCAAUUUGUUGGACGAAUCUGCGAGCAGAUUGCAGGCCAGAUAAAAUCCGGGACAUUUGGGAUUUCCCUGAUCAAGGGGAUCGAUGAGGGUCCUGACGGCCUGAAGCUCAUAUCUGACCUCAUUCGAGAGAAACUGAAAAUAGAAAUCAGUGUGCUUAUGGGGGCCAACAUAGCCAAAGAAGUGGCUGAUGAGAAGUUCUGUGAAACCACCAUUGGGUGCAAAAAUGAAAAACAAGGGGAGAUCUUUAAAGAAUUAAUGCAGACCCCCAAUUUCAGGAUUACUGUGGUGCUUGACUCUGAUACAGUGGAGAUCUGUGGAGCCUUAAAAAAUAUCGUAGCAGUGGGAGCUGGGUUCUGCGACGGACUAGAUUUUGGCGAUAAUACAAAGGCAGCAGUUAUACGCUUGGGCCUUAUGGAAAUGGUGGCCUUUGCCAAGAUGUUCUGCAGGGGACCGGUAUCAAUAGCCACUUUCCUGGAAAGCUGCGGCGUCGCUGAUCUAAUCACUACCUGCUACGGGGGACGCAACAGGAAAGUAGCAGAAGCCUUUGCUCGCACAGGAAAAUCCAUUGAGGAACUGGAAAAUGAGAUGCUGAACGGACAAAAGUUGCAAGGUCCUCAGACCUCAGCCGAAGUCUACAAGAUUCUGAAACAGAAAAAUACGCUUGAUAAGUUUCCAUUAUUUACAACCAUCUACAAGAUCUGCUACGAGGGUCAGCCGAUCCAGGAUUUCAUCACGUGCCUGCAGAACCACCCAGAGCACAUUUAG
Molecule: messenger RNA, 1097 nt
Organism: Haliaeetus leucocephalus (bald eagle)
Lineage: Eukaryota; Metazoa; Chordata; Aves; Accipitriformes; Accipitridae
Product: glycerol-3-phosphate dehydrogenase [NAD(+)], cytoplasmic-like
Exons: 8
Coding region: 48-1097 (349 amino acids)
Biological process (GO): carbohydrate metabolic process; glycerol-3-phosphate catabolic process
Cellular component (GO): cytosol; glycerol-3-phosphate dehydrogenase (FAD) complex
Molecular function (GO): protein homodimerization activity; glycerol-3-phosphate dehydrogenase [NAD(P)+] activity; NAD binding
Source: RefSeq, a predicted model, not a curated record